UGAAAGCAUGUAUGACAAUAUACAUUGGCAAGAUAAUUGAGACUUUAAUUCCAAACCAUGUGCAUUACAAUUGGUGACAUAAAUCUGUAUAUUCGCGCAAAUAUCGGGCUUCCAAAUUUCAUAACAUUAUCUUCCUAAAUGUUAAGUUAGUAAUAUUUUGGUUGGCGCUAAGGAAAACAAUGUUGCAGCAUGUACCGUGGUUGAAAUAGUGUUAGUAAAGCAAUGUUAAUAUUCUGUUCAGACAGCGUGCUUGUGUGGUAGCUGUCCUGGUAGGAUGAGAAGCCAGCUUGUCAACAGACCAGCUAAAACCAAAAAGUGCCAUCAACACAAACCGACAUCCAACCUCAACCUUACAAGGUCUUCAAUACUGAGCCCAGAGCUGCCACAGUCCAGGAUUUCAGUUUUAAGAAGACAUUUAAGAGAGGGAUCAGUGGAACCCUUCAAAGAGGUUUCUGACUUGCAUCUUAAGUCCCAUCAUUUACAUACUUUUUCUACACAGAUUAUCUCUGAAGAAAAAAAUGCUAUUGAAACAACACCAAGUAAUGGAAAAAGAAUUUGUGUUUUUGAAAGUUUAGAUACCGCUUUAGCAUCUGUCAAAAGUUUGGACAAGUCUAAUAGAACACUACUUGUUUGCUUGUCAGAUGUGUAUAGUUCCACUAAGCUUGAUUAUUCAAAAAAAGAAGCAUUUCUUCUAGAAAAACUCAACGGUUUAACAAAAACAUUAGAUAUGAAAGGUAGUGGAUCAAAGUCGCCCCAAUCUAAGUCGCCAGUUAGACAUCCCAAAGAGUCUGUUGAAAGUAAAACUUCUACUGCAAGCUCUUUUUCUCUGGCAGCUGGUGAUAAUGGUGGUAAAAGUAUCAGUGACAUUAAAGCUUUGUUUGUGCAGACUGAUCAUGACCUUCUUGAAGUGGAAAAAUCUCUUGCUUGUUCAAGCAAUGAAGGAAAGAUAGUAGCUGAUAAAAAAGGGAAAAAAAGCAAAUCUACUACAAAUUCCAAGAAAAAGGAAGAAGGCAAGAAGUCGCCGCCUAAGAAAACAACUAAAUCACCAACAAAGAGAGAUUUACCUGACAAUAAGAAACAAGCUGGAAAAGUUGAGGAUGCUCCUGGACAUGAAAAAGUAAGGAAAAGUCCCAAAAAUCCACAAAAGAAAAAGGACAAUGAAAUUUCAGACAGUAAACCAGCAGGAGAAAGUGAAAAGCCUCCUUCACCUAGGAAGAGAGCAUCUCCAAAAAAGAAGGAAACUGUUAGUGCUUCAAAUGACAAGGUUGAAGUAAGUGAUGUGAACAAUAUUAGUCCAAAGAAAGAAGAAUCUCCUAAGAAAAAGGGGAGAGGUUUUACAGUUAGAAAAACUGAUGAAACUGCUGUUGAUUCUCCUGAAAAACCUGUAAAAUCCCCAAGAAAAAAAUCAUCACCUACAGAUAAAUGUAAAGAAGAAACCAAUGAUACAGAUUCAAAACCCUCAGGAACUAAAAACAGAAAAUCUAGAUCUCGUAGUGUUAGCGCUUCACCUAAAAAGCAAAAUAAAAAUGCUGAAUCAAAACCAGAUGUUAGCACAGGUGGUACUGCUCGUGCUAUUGAUUUUGAUGUGGUAGAUAUUGAAACAAGAAUUCUGAAAAGUGCUGAAAAUGUACUACCAAGUGACUUCAAGUACCAGUAUAGUUUGACAAAGGGGUCUCCGUCUCUUGAUCUUGGAGGUUUGAUAGGGAAAAUUAGCAACAACCUGAAAGAAAAACCAGAAGCACUGUCUGAGCUGUUUGGGGAAGCACACGAACAUGAAUCUGCUUCAAGUCCGGAUGCUAGUAUCAUUAGUGAAGAAAAUGACAGUGAUAAAACCUUAACUGAAUUUGAUAUUAAGAGUGCAAAGCUGAAAGAAAACAAUUUGAAGAAUGAUUCUUUGGAAAAGAAAGACACAAAUAAUGAAGAAAAAACCACAAAAAUUGAAGAAAAAGAAACCAAUAGUGAAGAAAACAAUGAAACUUCAAAAGAUAGCAAAGAUAAACAGUCAAAAACCAGUGAUGUGUUAAAAAAAUCAAACACAACAACUGAUACUUAUAAAACUGAUGCACCAAAUGAUAGUAAUAUGGAGACUGAAACUUCUGAUGAAAAAAACAAAGAAACUAUUAGUAUUUUUGAAAUGUAUGGACUUAAGCUUAAGAAAAAAGAACUGCAUCAGGAUUCCAGUUUAGUUGAAAAAAAUGAAGUGGCCAUCAGAGAACGAAACAACAGAGAUAAAUUAGAUAGUAAAAUGGAAGUGGAAAGCAAUGAAAUUGAAGAUGGUCAAAAUCGGAUACAUGAAGAGGAUGAACUAAUGAUUGUUUCAGAAUCUAAAGUAGAAGCCAGUAUAGUGAUUUCUGAUGAUGAAGAAAAUGUAGAAAUGGAGACUGAAAAUGACACCGGUGGAAAUGACAAGCUCAGAAAAUUUUCCACUAUAACUAGCACUCUAGAUCCUAAACCAUUAGAUGUGUUAUCAAGAUUGGAGAGGCAGUCGUCUGAUAAAAGAAGUGCAUUUGCUUGUGAUGAGUUAGAUGAAUAUUUACUAACCAAUAAAGAAAAUCUUGGUCCUUCUAGUGAAAAAUAUAUGAACUCAAACCAUUCUAAAGUAGUCUUUUCCCAAGAGGAAGUCAAAGCUGAGGUCGAAAGAUCUGAACCAGACAUAGAUAAUGUAGAUGGAAAAGUCUUCCUGUCUUUUGCCAGUGAGCAUGCUCUUAAAGCUCAUAUAUCUUUGGAGAAGAAAGUUGAAUGGUUGAACGAGAACCAGUUGAGAAAAAUGGCGCAUUUCAAACAGAUGAAAGAGAGACAACUGGAUGAGGGUACUAGGAGAGUAACUGAUGUGAAAUCCUUGGAUGAACAGAAGCAAAGCUUCAGAGGUGUUCCAAAUAGAAUGAUAAAGUAUCAGAAGCUUUUGAAGAUGGAACUGGAGGAUUUGUUGUUGGGAAGAUUGACUUGUUCCCCACUGAAGACACCAGCAAGACCGCCACAGAAAACAGCUGAUAUUACUAAAAUUAAAGGGUGGAAAAACAAGUUUAAAAAUCUUGAAGAGUGUCAAGAAAUCACUGGUUUGAACAUAUCCGAAUCUGGAAAAGUUCAUUGGAAAACUGAAGAAAGGCUGCUGAAAAAUAUUGAUCCGGAAGAAGCUAAGGAAAUUGGUCUUGAUUUGAAAAAGAAGAGAAGAAAGAUGGUCACUUACAACAGAAAUAAGAAGCACCUUGAUUAUGAAUACAAAAUAGAUGAAUCAGUAGUGACAGAGAAGGAUGUGUACAAUGAAGAGGACGAAAUGCCGACACCUGAUAAAAUUCCAUAUCAAGUAAAAUACCUUAGUCAGCACAAGUAUGGAGCAAGAAAACUAUUUGUUAAGAAAAUGAAGCUAGAUGCUGAAGAUGAAAGAAUUCUUAAGAAACUUGGAACUCAGAAAACUCCAAAAGAGGAGGAAGAGGAGGAGGAAGGAACUGAAGCAGGCGACAACUCAAAGUUGAGGAAAGGGAAGGGGCAGUUGGAGAUGUCAGGGAAACUUACCUUGGCCAUGGCUAUCAAUGCUGUCAAGGCUUUGGAUAAUAAGCUCAUUGCAAUAGCCAAAAAAAUGUCUAAGGAUGAUGGAGGUGGCCAUGCAGAGAUCAAGGAGGAACCAGAAGAUGAAGACUUAAAUCAGCAUGUGAAUGAAAAAGUAGUAGAGGUGAAAGAGGGAAGGACGAGGAGUCGCACGUCAUCCCGGCGUCAGUCUGCAGUGGAGGAGGAGGUUGGACAUGGCUGGCAAGGGAAGAUCCCUCAAGUCAAAGAGAAGAAGUGCACAGAACCAGGUUGCCGCUACGGUUGCAUCUGCCACCUAUGCAAGCUCUCCGACAGCGGAGAGGAGCGGGAGUCAGAAAUCAAGCCUCCGUGUGACAAGGAGUACUGUAAACUGGGAUGUAUAUGUGAGAGCAUUGAUACAAAGAAGGAUUUACAGAAGAGUCAUGAGGAUCACUGUAGGAAGCCCGGCUGUAUGCUCGAGUGCAAGUGCCCACCCAGACAGCCCAAACCUGACAUUCCCCGCGACCACAGCAAACGGAAGAAACGCGGCAAACAGAGGCACAAGAAAUCCUCACCAGAUAAGGACUGCUUUGUGGAUGGGGAAGAUUUUGAGGAUGAGGUUGGAGGGGCCGGGCCCCAUGAAGCAACUGACUUUGAGAACUGGGAACCGCCCAGUAAGAAGAAGAAAUAUGUCAGACAAAGGUAUGCAGACUUACCCCGUCGUGAGACCACUUACAGGCUGGCCAAGAAUUUAGAUGCUGUGAGCAGGAAAGCUAUGGAGGUGUACGCUACCAGCGAGAUGUUCCAGGAGCGUGGCAGGGGUGGGGGCAAGGGGCCAAGGAGGAGGAAAUCUGACCAGUCAUGGGAAGACGGUUCCCAGCCAGGGCCCAGCCAGGAAUCAAUACACUCACAUCUUCUCCAAGAUCACCCUGUGCUUGAGAUCUUGGACUCUGAAGAUGAGAGUGGCGGUUUCCUGUCAGAGCCUGUUUCGUGUUCCAGGGUCUUGCCUUAUAAAGGACCUUAUAAGAGGGCAAAAGCUGCAAGCAUUGAGCCUGCUGUUAUUGACCUAGAUGUUGAGGAGCAGUUAAAAUUAUCAGGCAAAACCCGGCGGAAGAACAACAAGCGGAUUCACAUCCCUUUCACUGGUGCCCAGACCCCCUCUACAGGCUCAGUGUCGGAGAAGAUGGGCCUCACUAAUAAAAUUCAGAGGCCCAUGGACAUUCAACCAGCCAAAACAGCAUCACCAAUAGCCAGUGCAACUCCAGAACCGCCCAAGGUUCUAGAGGACAAAUGGAAAACGCAGAUGGUUUGCCUGAAGGCCCGGAAGAAACAGGAAGACAAAUCAACAGGGCAGAACUCUGAGAUAAAGCUGUUGGAAAUUAUUUCAAACUGUCAGUGGGAAGUUCACAGGCAAAAUAUGCUGUCCAAAAUUUCUCACGCCAUUUCUAAGGAUACGACACUAGGGGUGACUAAGGUUGAUACGUUAGAGUGGGAAUCUUUCGUACUCACGUUUCUGCCAAAGUCAGACAAACCUGCGAUCAUUCCCCCCGAAUUAAAGUCGAAACUCCCUGAUUGUAUGUAUUCCAUCAGAAUUAAGGUUGUGAAGAAAACUGAAGUUGAUCUAACAAAUGAAAAUGAACCGAUUGAGAUAAAGGAUGAUGAGGAUGAAAAGAAGAAAGUGAACAUUAAACUGCAGAAGAAAUUGAUUGACAAAAUAAAGUUUGCUGAAAGAUUGAGGAACCUAAUAAUAGCUGAGGAACAAAAAGGUGUGAAAUCUUCGAAAUUCUCAGUGAGUCGAGAAGGUAUUGAGAGAGCUUUAAAGAAGUAUAAGACACAGCUGUGGAAGGCCUACACGGGAACAAGCAACCUUACGCUUGACCAGCUUAAACAAGCUCUACAGGCCGCAAAAGCUGGAGCGAACCAGGGCCAGUCCUCUCCCUCAGUCCCUGUGCCGAGUAAUCCCAAUCCAGGAGCUGCUCCUGCUGGUGCCAGCAAUUGGCAGCCCCAUCAGGGGGAAAAUAUCAAUGUGGAUAUUAAAACAAUGAACAGAAUUGUCCGAAAUCAAGGCUUUACUGUGGUAUACCCCACUGGAACUACAGCAAACCAGUUUGUCCCACUAUCUAGUCUAUCUCAGGGAAUACAGAGUCAGACUGUGACUGCGCCAGUUGUUGGACAGAGUAACUCGCAUCAUGGUGUUGUUAUUACAAGCACAGAGUCAGUACAUGUCCAGAAGUUUAAGGCAGUGCCUCCACAGAAGUCUGCCAGUGUUAGUUUAUUAGGUAAUUCAAGUGGUGACACAAGCUAUGCACAUAGUUUGUCUUUGCAUGGAAAGACACCGUUAGUUGCAAAUUCAUGUGAUCUCGCCAAAACCAAUACUGCGGCACCAAUAACUAGUGCUAAGAGUGCAAAUGUUUUUACAUGUGCAACAGGAAAUGGAGUUGUGCACAAUGUAGGGAACAUAAAUAAUAUACCAAUUACUGAAAAACCUAUUAUAAUAAAUAUAAGUACAUCAAGCAGCAGAAUAGGCAAUGGAUCUGCGCAUGGAGAAACUGUUACAACGACAAAUGUCAUUAAACCAGUUGGAGGUGCCCUUGUCGCUUCAAAUGGAGACCCUCCAAGUACCAGUGUGACUUAUGUGCCUGUUAAUCCAAAAACUGGCCAGACUUUUGUACCUGGAAUGAGAAAUCCUUCCUCACCCCAAGAGGUUCUAUUGGUACCAUUCAAAGGCGGAAAACUCGCAGGAUCUGGGAAAGUCGUCAAAGCUCCACUUGUAUUUGUGGAAGAGGCAAAGCAAAAGGGGCUGAACGCUGGUCAAGUUCAGUCAUCAAUGACGCCAGGAGGUAUUGUAAGGCCAAUGUCCAAUCCAUCACUUGUCAGUAUUCAAGGAAAUAUUGUGGGAACUCAAAGAAUUCCAUCUCCAUCAGAACUAAAUGAUUCCCUAAGACAGGCCUUACCCUCUGAGCCUGUAAAUGGUUCAUCAACUCAGCUGACUGUUCCAGGUGUAGUUACCACACAGACUUCUUUCAUAUCUCCAAAUAUUUAUCCGAUCAAAAUGGCCAACCCAGCUCCUUUGCAAGAUUUCUCCUCCAGAUUCCAACCCAUUAGAUUGGUUACACCCUCUCAGAUGCCGAAUAUGCUCCCUGGUAUCCAGGAAUCGACAAGCCAGUCUUCACUGAAGGUGGUUACUCUUUCUGGGCGAAUUAUUUCUGCCAGCAAUUCUAAUACAGCACCAUUCACCUCAAAUUCAUGUUCAAUUGCUGUGGUUUCUUUACCAAAAAGUGUCCCUGGCCAGUCUGGCGUUGUUGGCUGUCAUGUGGCUGUUCCUCGCGCUGAGGUGUUGACUAGUCCGUCAAAACCUUCACGUCCUAUUGUAAGUGAACAAGUUAAAGAGCAGGCCCAGAAUGCAGAGGUGAACAAUAGUUUAAGGGAUAAAACUGUGUCUGUCAAAGUUGUUGAUGAUGCUUCUACAUGUAAUGAAACAAGUCAAGAUAUUUCUGAUAACCACAUACUAGAAAUCUCUUUUAACAAAGAAAAUGUUGAAAACAAUGCUGACAUAGAAAACAAAAAAGAAAUCUCAGACUCUGUCAUGAAUGGAAACACUAAAUGUGAGGUCAAGUAUAUCAAUAAAGAUCUUUUAAAGUCUACUGAAGAAUCAGAUCAAAGCAAGCAGGUUUCAGAGACUAAGUCUGAAGAAGCUGAAGUUAAACCUAAAGAUGCUGGGUUAAGGCAAAAAGAAGCAGAAAUAAUGCCGGUAGAAAAAGAAAUAAAACCAGAAAAAGCAGAAACACGACCCGAAGAAGAAACAAGGCCUGAAGUUGCUGAACUAAGGACUGACGAAAUAGGAAUAAAGCCUGAAGUUGCUGAACUAAGGUCUGAAGUUGCUGAACUAAAGACUGAAGAAGUAGAAAUAAGACCUAAACAUGCAGCACUAAGGCCUGAGGAAGCAGAAAUUAUCGAGUUUGAAGAGGUAGAGAAUCAAUUUACCGAAGAGAUAAAGAAAAUGAUGGCCAAUAGAAGUGAGGAGGAAGUGCCUUCACAGAAUGUCGAGGGUGGAAAGAGAAAGAGGAACUCUCCAGACCUUCUGGAUGAGAUCAGGGAGCAGGAUCAGGCUCGGAAGAAAGCUUGCACUGGCAAUUAUGGGGUGGCUGUUCUGAUUGAUUCAGAGGACUCUGAUGUGGACAUAGAGACCUUUGAGACAGUGUUUAGCACCCCUCUGUCAGUAGCAUCCACCUCUGCUGCCCCAUAUUGCAUGGGAAGACAAGUUCUGAAGCAGCAUAUGAUACCCACAGACAAGCAGUCAAUAACAGGCACGUUUGUGAAGCUGGCCAGUGAAAGAAAUCGCCGCGACGAGCUGCGCUACCUCAUCAGGAAUCUUGGACAGGUUACCUUCAAGUACAACAAGAAAGUGAAGACUUUCAAGACGGGGGUUCCGAAACAUUUCGUUUUGGCAGAGGCUGUAAAGCUGGUGAGUGCCUUAAAAAAGAAGAUGCAGGGCCUGGAAGAAUGUAUUGCAGAUGGAAAACAAUACCAGAAGUCACUGUAUGAAAAGCUGGAGAAACACAUCUCUUCAUUUGUGGAGUCUGGGAUACCUGAAACAAUCAUCAAAAACUUCCUUAAGAGUGUCUCAGCAGCAGCCCUCUCUAGCCGCCCUAAGAAAAAGGAAAAGAAGGGGAAGGAGGCCCACAGUUGUAGCGAGGAACAGUGUAACUGUUCAAGUUCCGAGGAAAGUGACAGCGGGCUGGACUACCAGCCAUGCACAGCCUCAGAGAUUCUCAGUGUUCAUAGCCCAAUCACUCCGAUAUGUAAGUCCGAGUCUGGUGCUAGUUCUGUUGCAAAUGAGGGAGGGGAGGAUGGAAGUAGUGCUCAAACUUUUGUGAGAUUUAGGCUCGGAGAUACAAAAAGCACAACUUCUAGGGGUAGAGUGAAGAAGGCAGCAGAAAACAAAGAAUAUAGGGUUGUUACAAUGCCACCUAAAGGAGUUAAAGUUUAUCGGGCUGGGAGCAUUGAAGAUGAUGCAUUUAUCAGUGAUGGCAUAUAUCCACAGGGUCAGAUAAUCAAUACACCGGGAUGGAAAGACAAUGCCUUCCCUGAUGGUCUAGAUGCAAAAAUCAAACAGGAACAAGAAGAUAUGCAAAUACAUAUAGACUCGAGCGAUGAAGAUGAAAUUCAAAGUACUACUGGAGAUAUAAUGAUUCCAGAUGAGCUAGACUCUGAGGCUGAAAUUGUUGAGCCUACUCUGGAGGAGUCAGAAAGUCCAUUCCCAGUAAAAGUUGAACCACAAAUGUCAUGAUCUGAUCUGGUGAUCACAUGAAAACAGGGUGAAACAUGGUAAGGUGGUUACUUAGUAUGUCCGGGAUUCUUGUGUUCUUUUUCAGAUUUGUAAAUGCAGGAGAGGUUAACCAUUUUCUUGAAAUAUUUACCUUUACAUGUACAAAAAUGUAGCUCCAGGGGGUUUAUACUUUAUCAUUAUAAAAAGGCCAUCCCAGAAAAAUGUUUGUUUGAAGUAGCUAGAUCCACUCUUUUUCUAUGAAUAGGUAGGUAUGAAAUUGUACGUAUGAUGACCAACCAACAUGCUACAGUCAUUUCCAGUGGUUAAAAGGAAUUGAGGGCAAGUGAGUAAGCAACUACAAACAAACAUUUUUUUUAAAGGAAAGCCUUGAUUAUAAAUCACUGUUCAUGCUUGGAAAUAGUCAAGUGAAAUCCAUAUGUUGUUUGUGUUUUAAGUUAAGUUACCUUAUUUUCUUCCGUUUCAUGGCAGGCAGCUACUUAAAUUGUAUUUGAUGUAAUCUUGAUCAAUCUAUUUUGUUAAAUUAUGAAAUAAAUUUUGUUUAUUAAAAAUUUAUAAUUGGUGAAUUUUUUAAUUGUUGUUUAAGUUGAAAGACAUUUCAUAUAUAGAACAUUAGAAACCAGUUGCAGAUAGUAACUGAUAGUGGUACUGAUUUGUAUUUCGUUUGCAUUGACUGCAGUUAAAUUCAUGUUUGCUUACCGUAACUUACAUUUUUUGGUGAUAUAAAUUUGUUACUGAUGAGAUUAUAUAAAUAUGCAUCUGUGACUUCAUUAAACACAAUAAACAGAAGAAUCCUG
This is a messenger RNA of Mya arenaria, 9588 nucleotides long. RefSeq lists its product as uncharacterized. The transcript is spliced from 19 exons. The record is from RefSeq and is a predicted model, not a curated record. NCBI's taxonomy places the organism in Eukaryota, Metazoa, Mollusca, Bivalvia, Myida, Myidae. The coding region runs from base 275 to 8794 and encodes 2839 amino acids.